UAAAGUCAAAGUUACAUUACCAAGCUUCUAUUCUCCAACAGUAAAUACAGAACAGCUCCAUCAAUUGUUCGGUUCUUUCUCAUCGUUAUCUAUUACAAAAGAACAAGGCGACACAAUGAAGACACUAGAAGCUGUAUCGUCUCCUCCAGUCAAACCACUGCUUGAUGAACCGCGACUCACCGCCACCAUAAAUACUGGAUAUGAAUAUCUAUACAAUGUUGGCUGUCUCAGUGAUGAAAAACUCUGGACGUAUGGAAAUAUCAAAAUCAUGAAGCUCCUCAACCUCCAAGACAAACUACUGACAUCAAUCCAAACCAAGUCAAGAAACACACCACGAGACAUAGCAGUGACACGGGACGGAGAUCUUGUUUAUACUGACAUUAACAAAACUGUCAACAUCGUGAAAAAUAAACAGAUAGAGACCGUGGUCACACUACAGGGGUGGACAUAUCGCAGUGUCUGUAGUUCCUCCUCAGGUGACCUCCUGGUUACCAUGGACAGUAAUUAUAUCAAACAAUCCAAAGUUGUGCGUUACUUUGGCUCCACAGAGAAACAAAGCAUUCAGUUUGAUUAUCAGGAUCGUCCUCUCUAUUCAUCUGGUUACAUUAAAUACAUCAGUGAGAAUAGGAACCUGGAUAUCUGCGUGGCUGACUAUGGAGCUAGAGCAAUAGUGGUGGUCAAUCAGUCAGGAAAACUCCGAUUUAGAUACACUGGUCAUCCCAAUGAUACCAAGGAAUCGUUUAAUCCAUUGGGCAUCACUACAGAUAGCCAGAGUCACAUCCUGACAACAGACCAUUACAAUGACCGUAUACUCAUCCUAGAUCAGAACGGACAGUUUCUCAGUUACAUUCAGAACUUUGAUUUACUCCGUCCAUACGGUUUGUGUGUGGCUGAGUGGGGCACUGGUAAAGUGAAGAAAAUCCAAUAUCUAUAAACACAGUGAUGAUUAGAAAUAUGAAGAGAGUUUUCAUUACACACCUAAACACUCUCUCAAUUACAAAUGUAAUCGUUGUGUUAAUUAGACAUGAAAACUGUGUUAAAUACAUGAAAGAUACACUGUUAGAUACCGAAGUGUUAGGGACGUCAAACAUACAUGUGUAUUAUACAAUAAAUGUGUAGCUGUUUAUGUGUGUGUGUGUGUGUGUGUGUGUGUGUGUGUUAAGCUUUUGAUAAUACAGUCUUCUCUUUGUUAGUUAUAUCAUUUAAUAUCUGUAUUAUUUUGUAAUGCAUGUAUGAUACUGAUUAGAUAAACAAUGUCUAGAAUGCA
Ostrea edulis (European flat oyster) is the source of this 1267-nucleotide messenger RNA. RefSeq lists its product as uncharacterized. Lineage: Eukaryota; Metazoa; Mollusca; Bivalvia; Ostreida; Ostreidae. The transcript has a single exon. Gene Ontology annotation, molecular function: protein binding. The record is from RefSeq and is a predicted model, not a curated record. Bases 116 to 934 code for a protein of 272 amino acids.